AUGCGGGAGCUCUACGGAGAGGUGCGCUCCACCUCCGGCAGGGAGCUCUCAAUGCAGACUGUGGAGGGCAUGCUGUCCCAGGUGGCAUUGGGCCAGCAGGUCCUGUCGGGUCUGCUGGAGAGUCGGAUCCCGGUGCUGGGCAACAUCAUCUCAGGGGGCGUCUCCUUCAUGGCUUCGUACAGCCUACUGAAGUCUGCCAUCAAGGACCUGCGUGAGGACGCCGAGAGAGUGAUGCACAGAACUCUGGAUGGGGCAGACGACGCCCGAGAGGACGUUCCGGAUCCAGGAUAUUUUUAUGCGGACUAAGGGAGCCAAAUGUGACCCCGGGGAUUUGGCUGGGUGAUGCUGGGAGGGGAAACCUACAGAGGACUAUGUAUUAAAACUGCAAAU
Conger conger (European conger) is the source of this 390-nucleotide messenger RNA. RefSeq names its product interferon-inducible GTPase 5-like. The coding region runs from base 1 to 306 and encodes 101 amino acids. The record is from RefSeq and is a predicted model, not a curated record. The transcript has 2 exons. Lineage: Eukaryota; Metazoa; Chordata; Actinopteri; Anguilliformes; Congridae.